CCCUGCUUUCUGGUCCCACGCCAAAGACGCGUUUAGCUGUGAUGAUGCAGUAUCUCGGUGCCUCCACAGCUUCACUGACAGGUUAAACUGGGAUCUACCUGCAAAGCCCUGCAGCGGAGCCCAGUUUUCACAGGGGUGUUUACACCUUGCCCCUACUGUGAAUGACAAAGCAAAGGUCAGUGCGUGUGCGCGCAGCCGGGAUUUAACGCGCAUCACAGCGGCACCAGACGGCGCUCCUGAGAGAAUGAUAGAAAGCGCACUGAAAGCUGGUCGAUAGCGGCGGAGACAGCUUCGACUACAGCAGGAGGAGCAGCGGCGGCGGCGGCUCACUCGGAGGUUCCAUCGCGGCCACCCUCGGAUCGAAGGCAGGCCCGCUGAGAGAGGAGGACUGCAGCACCAUGGACAGCUCAGAUGUGGAUGCCGGCUAUGGUGGAGGUUUGCUGGACAUGGUGAAGGGAGGAGCUGGAAAGUUCUUCAGCAACUUUAAGGACAACUUAAAAGACACUCUGAAGGACACCUCCACAAAGGUCAUGCAUCAGGUUGCCACUUACACUAAAGGAGAGCUGGACAUUGCUUAUAUUACAUCAAGGAUCAUAGUCAUGACGUACCCUGCAGAGUCGGUCCAGAUUGGCUACCAGAACCAUGUUGAAGACAUCCGCUCGUUCCUCGACAGUCGUCAUGCCGACCACUACACAGUUUUCAACCUUUCACAGCGAAACUACCGUGGCGCCAAAUUCUCAAACAGGGUAUCGGAGUGCAACUGGCCUUCCCGCCAAGCUCCCGGCCUUCACAAUCUGUUUGCUGUGUGCAAGAACAUGCACAACUGGCUCAAACAGAACCCAAAGAAUGUGUGUGUCAUCACCUGCUCGGAUGGCCGCGGUCCCUCCGGCGUUUUGGUCUGUGCCAUGUUCUGCUUCUGCCAUCUCUUCAGCCACCCAGUUCCUGCCAUGCAGCUGCUCAGCGCCAAGAGACCAGGCUCUGGACUCUGGCCCUCACACCACAGGUACAUAGGUUAUGUAUGUAGCAUGGUAUCAGAGAAGCCCAAUCUUCCUCACUCCAAGCCCUUGGUGAUCAAGGCCCUCACUAUGAGUCCUGUACCCUGCUUCAACAAGCAACGCAGUGGCUGUCGGCCCUUCUGUGAUGUCCUCAUCGGAGAAACAAAGAUCUUUACUACUGCGCAGGAAUACGAGAAGAUGAGAGAGCACAGGAUCCAGGAGGGGAAAGUAGUUUUCCCGCUCGGUGUGAGUGUUCAUGGAGACGUUGUGUUUUCUGUCUACCACAUGAGGUCAACAAUUGGAGGGCGUCUCCAGGCCAAGGUCUCCAACACUCAGAUCUUCCAGAUCCAGUUCCACACCGGCUUUAUCUCUCCUGGAAGCACCAUGUUGAAGUUUAACAAACCAGAGCUCGAUGCCUGUGACUCCCCUGAGAAAUAUCCUCAGCUGUUCCAUGUGAUCCUCGACAUUGAGGUAGAAGGAGUGGACAAGCAGAAAGACCUAACGCCACCAUGGGAGCAGUUUCCCUGUAAAGACCUGAGUCCUAAUGUGCUCUUCUCCUGCCAUCAGGAGCUUCAGGAUGCACUGGCUAUCGCAGAGCCAAGCCGGCAACAUGGAGAAGGUCGGGGCCACGUUGAGGAGAGUGAGCCCUCUGAUGAUGAAAUGCUGUCGCUUUCAAGCCAACGCAGCAGCAUCAGUGCCAUCUUGCAGAAACCAGAAUCUUCUGCUCCUGUGUCUGCUGCAUCGGCACCCGCUGAGGAGGUGGACCUUCUUGGACUGGGUGGGGAAGACAUCAACCGUCCAUGCCCCUCAUCUCAACCUUCAGCAGCUGCAGCCACUGACCUUCUGGGAGAUUUGUUUGGUGCUCCGCCCCAACCAGUUAGUGGGCCCUCCUCCACCCAGUCCACUCCUCACAAAGUGGUCCCCAAUACUGCCUCGCCGAGCCCUUCUCCGGCUCCACCAGUAUUUGAUCCUUUUGGAGCAGCUCCCAUGCCUAAGCCUCAGGAGAUGAUGGGCUCAUUCCUCGGACAAGGUAAUGUGGGGCAACCAGACCCUUUUGUGCAUGCUGCUCGCUCUCCAUCACCCAUCCUGCAGCCAACAAACCUUGGUAGAAGUUCCCCUGUCCCACCCGCCACACCUACCGUCAACAUUCAGCAGCAAAAUGCCAAGGGGGGAUGGGACUGGAACAGACCUGCCACCACAAGCACAGGAGGAGGUUUUGGUAUUGGCAGUCGGUCAGCAACUACAAGUCCCACAAGUUCAGUCCACAGCACCCCCACCCACCAAACUAUGCCAAGUACUCUGGAUCCAUUCGCUGACAUCGGCAACCUGUCCGGGAGCCUUGGAGGUGCUUCUGGAUUCUCCAGCAAGCCCACCACUCCAACAGGGACAACCCCAUCCUUCCCACCAAUGGGUUCCCCAUCCCGGCCGCAGCCGUCCCCCCAGCACACAGGAGGGUGGCAGCCUCACACGGGGGCCGGCUUCCCCUCCUGGCAGCCCGGCACUGGAGGUGGUGGAGGAUGGCAAGCCCAAGGACAGGGCCCAACGACCCAACCAAAGGCCAGCCCCAGCCACACCUCUAUGCCUCACACGUCACCUCAGAAUCGACCCAACUACAAUGUUAGCUUCUCGGCAAUGGGAGGAGGCUCUCCCAGUGCGGGUGGCAAACCACAGGUGAGAAUGGGUUCUAAGCCCAAAGCCCUGAAUGCUGACUUCGAUGACCUGCUGUCCGGUCAGGGAUUUGCAGGGACCAAAGACAAAAAAGGCCCCAGGACAAUAGCAGAGAUGAGGAAGGAGGAAAUGGCCAAAGAGAUGGACCCAGAGAAAAUAAAGAUUCUGGACUGGAUCGAGGGGAAGGAGCGUAACAUCCGCGCCCUGCUGUCCACCAUGCACACUGUGCUUUGGGAGGGAGAGACGCGCUGGAAACCAGUGGGUAUGGCCGACCUGGUCACGCCAGACCAGGUCAAGAAGGUUUACCGCAAGGCAGUGCUGGUCGUUCACCCCGAUAAGGUGAGGCACAUAGUUACAUAAUAAACCUUGUGUGUAUGCUUGACUUUUAAAAUUCAGUUUAAGGAAAAUUGUUUUCCUGUUAAAUUGCUUCACCACGAUGUGUAUUUUGGACCUGUGAAAAGGUUAUCCAAUUACUUUAUUAAAUUAAAUGUAUACAAUCUUUUGGUCUUUUUUAACUUAAUAAAAAUUACAAUAUGGUGUAUUUGUAUAUUUCACCAAAAAGCCUUUAUUGAACAUUUAAUGCAAAGUAGUUUUUUAUUUUCAAAACAAAACACUAAAUCUUAAACAUUCUUAUACAAACAACUAAUUUUGUAAAUAAAAAUAAACAGAAUCAUUCAUGGUGAUAUAUGUUAAAUUAGAUAAAUUAAAGUCAGUUAUUUCCAUGUGUAGCAAAACAGAAACUUAAGGGGUUUUGCUAUUAGUUUUAUUUUUCAUACAUCAUUUGUCGUUUUAUUGCAAAUGUGUUAUUUUUUAUAUUUUAUUUUAUUAAAAAGACAUACAGAAUCCCCUCUAUGAAAUCCUGCCUGUGACACCUCAACUAAAUAAUACAAGAAAAGCACUAGAACUGUAGUAACUACAUUGCUAGAGAUUUUCAUGACUAUGACCUAAAUGUAUACAAAUAAAAAUGUAUGUAUGUAGAGAAUUCACAUAUUAGGGUUAUUAUGAUGUUUGUUAAAGAUUUUAAGUGAUUCAGUUUCUCAGGAUUAUGAAAUUCUCAUCAAUAUAAACACACAUCACCACAUCACACCAUGUUUGUGCAAAAGAGAGAGGUUGCUUUGAUGCACAUCUGCAAUAAAGUGGGUUUCUUCUAACAUGACAAUGAAACAUGAAAAUUUAUUUUCUUCCUGUUUGUCUUCUGAACUACAGUACAUGCUUGCUUUUGUUUUACAGGACAGUGAUUAUUUUCUUGUGUUUUACCUUUAAUGGCACAAGAAUCUUUUCAUACAUGACACAAAGAGCGACAACACAACAAUGAAAACCACCACAACAAUUAGCACCUGAAUGACAUUAUGGCUGAGUGACUCAAAAGCUGGCUUUAAAAAGUCAAAUAAGGAGCUUCCGUCCUGGUGGACGGACUUCGCUGUUUCAUGAAGGUGGCUGACUAUUUCAUGGAUGGUGACAUUAUAAUCAGGAACGAAAGUGCAGCAUUCAGAUCCGAUGACGGCACAAGUUCCUCCCUGAGCGGCUAUAAUAAAGUCCAGAGCGGCUCUGUUUUGCAAAGCUAGGAGCCUAACAGAGGCGAGCUCAUUUGACAUGAGUGUGAGAGCCUUACCAGUUUCAUUAGCUAUCACCUCUAUAGAAUGGGACAGAUUAGCGAUCUGAUCUAAAGCAGACAUAACUCCGUAAAACGGAAGAAGUGAACCGAGUACAUUUUUAAAAGGUGACUGACGAUGUGUUCCAAGAAAAUCUGAAGUUCCACGUCUUACCCGUUUGAGAAAACCUUUCUUUGGCAGGGAGUGUGUCACCCUCAUUGCUGGGACCACAUAUCCCAACCCACAGCGUCCCUUGUAGUCCACCGGAAGAUAGGGGUAAGCGAGGGUCCCACACACCCAGUACAUCCCGACAGGAGAGGAGAUGGAGCAGGUGGCUGUGCGCUGAGCUAAAGCAUUCAGGCGAGUCUCUCCUGCUGCAUCCAGACACUGGUGAGGAACAGAAUUAAAAGAUUUCCAGUCAAUUUCCCUCCGUCCUGGGCCCCACUUAAACGUACAAAGGCAGUCCGAAUGUCCCACUGGAACAUGGCCGUCAUUCUCCAGACACCACGUGAACCGCCGAGGAAGGACAAGAAUAGGAACCGGUUUGGGGGCUUGAAGACAUCUGUUGCAGUUUCCUUGUCCUCUCAUACAAUCAAGUGGUCUCAUUUUUAAACUCGGGCAGUCAGGGUGAGAAUAAGAACUGGGCAGGUGAAUGUGCAUCAGGUGGCACAUGUCGCAGUCCGAGGCAGGCAAGACCAUGAGCGGUAAACCUUCCCCAGCUGUGUAGGGCAUCAGACCGCAGACGUAGCAGCUGGUGUUAGGACGGAAGUGGUUGGCCACUUGCCACGCCAUGGUCAGGAAAAGGUUGCUGUCAUCUCUUUUUAUUUCUGGGAACGUUAUGUGCUGCAGAGCUCCUGUGGUGGAGACCACCAGGAUCAGUAUGUGGAGCUCAAAGAAAAAAUAAAUUUUUGUUGUGGUAGUAAAAUUCCUCCUUUGGAUCUUGAAUAUUUUCAUGUAAAAGUAAUCAUCUGGGUCAAGCUGAAAAUUAGCACCACCAAUAAAAGCAGAUAAUACCUGUAAUAUAAAUAAGAAUAAAUAACAGCUAGAGACUUCUUCUCUAAGACUUAGAAUACAUUAACUUAUUUCUUAGGAAUAGGCAUAAACGGUCUUUACCUGUGGAGUCAGUCAGGAUCUCUGAUUCUGUUUCUGAAGCAACUGUUCCACCAUGCAUGCAAGGAGAAAUUGCAAUUCCUGCCCCUAUCUUAUCUGUCCAACCUUUUAACUGGACAAAAGCAGAACCAAAAGACUAAGUGUGCCCUAUGAGAAGGGGUAGUUAAGUCAGUCACAAGACCCCUGAUUGAUCACUGGAGGACAGCAGGAUAUCGGUCGUUCAAAGGGGUUAGUGGCAUAUUUCUGUUUUGCAAUAGCCUUUUAAAGCAGUUUUACAGCAAGUACCUCCUCAUAUAAUACCAUGUUUUAAUAUUGAUAGAAAAUUAGGACAGCAGCGUAACAGGACCUCUUCCUUCCUUCCUUCCUUCUCAUCCAUCCAUCCAUCCAUCCAUCCAUCCAUCCAUCCACCCAGCUUAAAGUCUGACAUCUGUAAAAUAUCUGUCAAUUUAUUGCAACCUUUUGUAUUUUAAUUAAGUUAAAAAAGGACUGGGAGCUCUGGAAAUAGGUGUAAAUAAAGAAUUUGGAAUUAAACGUGUAGGAACCCUGUAAACCAAACAACAUGAGAAAAUGAGUCUGUGUUUUUGUUAUCUUUUUAGGUAUUAACCUGUUCAAACUUUCAUAUUUAAUAUUAAAGCACAUUAUUUGUGUGCCAAAAGAACUAAGAAUUGCUUAUUUAGACUUGUGAAAAGUUCAAUAUGUCUGGUGAUAAUUUUAAUGUUCCAGUUGUGUUCCUUUGCUCCUGGUUCACAGGCAACAGGACAACCGUAUGAACAAUAUGCCAAGAUGAUUUUCAUGGAACUGAACGAUGCCUGGUCAGAAUUUGAGAGCCAAGGACAGAAGCCUCUCUACUCUUAAAACCAAGUGAAAGGAAGUGAGCAACACCAGGAUGUCCUUUCUAAUCUGUGUUCUAACCCCUAAAAAUGUCACCACCUCUGAAAUGGCUCACCAUGUAACAUCAUCUGCCUUUAUACCUCCGCUUUCACUCAAGAUGCUCCUUUUGCUCAAAACCUCUAACAUCAGCGCAGUCAAAAGACGACUAAACAGACAAAUAAUGGGUCAAUGAACACAGAUGUUUACCCUCUCUAUGUAUGUGGUGCAACAGCAACGCUCAUUGACUUGUUUUCUGACCCCAAAAUCAGCUCAAUCAAACCAAGAGAGACGUCCAGGAGAUGAAUGGAGCUGUUUGAAAACAGAAUAUCGCGGGAUAAGAGAAAAACACAUCAGGGAGCACAUUCAGCAAACAUUUCAUCGACUGCUCCUCAUCAGAGCUUUAGAGAUAUCACACUCUUACUGUAAGGCACAACAAGCAUUUAUGUUAGCUGGAAUAUGGAGUUUGCUCUUUGAUCUGUGUGAAAAUGCAUUCAGGGUUUGUUCUGUGAUAUCUAAUAUAUAUGAACGUUAAAUGAAAGAAGGCAGCAUCAGGCUACUGUAACAUUCACUGAAGAUGGGUUUGUUUUCCACUAAAAAAUGGUUGCUUAGUACAGACCGAAUCUAGUACUAAUAAAGUCAAAAUAGCAAAAACCCCCAAAAAAACAAGGAAAAAAUCUGCUGAAUCUGACACAAAGAACAGUCAUGGCCUGACGUUUUGAGACUGGCAGAUAUGUAGACCUGUACUAACUUUUCUGUUUCUAUGGUAUACUGCAGUUCAAUAAUAACCAUUUCAAGAGAUUCAAAGGCUUUCAUUGAGAAAUACAUCACAUUUAGGCAACCAAUCAAUAUGUUUUCAGUGGGAUUCAGAUCUGAUAAAUUUUCUGGACUUAGAUCCAACAUUUCAAAGUUUUUAUUCCUGAGACUAUAGUCCAUUUGCCUCAUUAUGUGGUAAGAAAGGUGUACCUACAGGAUGUAUUGAUGCCUUUCUUUAUUCAUGACAGUGUGUCAUACGUAAAUAAGUAUGUCAGAGUGAAGUAAAGGCAACUCCGCACCUGAAUGGUAUCACAAUGCUUUACUGUCAGCAUGAUGUGGGCUUCAUCUAACAGAAUCACUUCACCCAAGACCUCCAGUCUAUUCCUGGUACUUCCUGCAAAAUGUUAGUCUUUCCUUGAUAUUUGUCUCAGACAGAAGUGGUUUCUUCUCUGACCUUCUUAACACCAGGUUAGCAUUCAAAAAUGUUUGCUUCACUGUGCAUGCAAAAACUCCCAUAGAUGCCUGCUGCUAUUCCUUAGCAAACCCAGCACUGGUGGGAAGAAACCCCCUUAAUCUAAUCUGCUGUAGAAGAGGGUCCUGAAGCUUUCCUUUCAGCAAAUGAAUUUCUCUCCCUGAAGUUGUUGAUGGUUUGAUAAAUGGUUUGUGUGCAUUCUUAACACGUGAAGCUGUUUAUAUGCAAACCAAUAAUUACAUGUGUUCCUUUGUAGAUGAUGAUGACUAACAAAAUAAGUAAGAUUGAAAGCAACACUCCCUUUUUAUAGCAACCAUUGUGUUUUCUAAUUCAAUCAGAUUGACAGAGUGAUAUAAACUGUCCUUGUUAACACUUCCCUCUGAGCUAAUGAUAAAAUUAUUGAAUCUUUUUGUGGUAGAACUAAGCACUCUAAAUUAGUUUUUGUGAUUAUGUUCUUUCAUAAGAAAUAACAUUAAUGUUUGCAGUUAAUUGCAUUGAAUCUAAUACAAAGUACCAUAAACACUGUGGCAGUCAACUUAACAAAAACAAUAUUUCUGUCAGUCUCAGAAUGCGUACCUACAAAUGUAUGAUUCCAGAUGGACUUUCAUUUCUGCUUAUUACAAGAUCAGUUUGUAGGUUUAAAACUGAUUCAUAGAUUAAGUAAUUUGAAAGAAAUAACACAUUUUCUGACUCAUUAUUAAGAAAGAUUUUAUCUGGAAACUGAGAAUUGUAUAUUUUAGGACUAUAAAGCACCAGGAGGCCUCAUGCAUAUCUAGAUAAAGAAGCAUCAAUUUGCAAAUGAAAACCUCUGAGAGCACAAACAUUUUUCAAUGUACUAAAAAAAGCAGCUGAUGCACAUGUUUGGUCAACUUACAUAGCAAUAUGCCUGAAAGACAAAAAAACAUGUGUGUAUGUUAAAUGAUAGGUCAUGCAACAAUUAAUCUCAUAUUUCCUAGUUUAAUCAUAUUAGCCUUACUGUUUCAGUUCAGUCAGUCAGUCAGUCAGUCAGUCAUUUUCUACCGCUUAUUCCAUAGUGGGUCGCGGAGGGAGCUGGUGUCUAUCUCCAGCAGUCUAUGGGCGAGAGGCAGGGUACACCCUGGACAAGUCGCCAGUCCAUCGCAGGGCAAGUUUGUUUCAGUUCAGUUUGUUGUAAUUAAUUAACCAGACUGACAAAAGUAACAAAAACAAUUUAUAUGUUCACAUCAACAACACAUUAAUUUGCUUCACUGACCUGAUAAUUCCACACAGAGAAAAUCCACACCUGAACAUUGUUGCAAAAGAAAGGCAUUUGCUAAGAAACCAACCUUUAAAUAUUAUAUCUGAUGCAACUUGGUAUAUUACAGCAUAAUUGUGCUAUGCCUUUCAAACACGAAAAAUAAAAGCAAAGAUGUAUUUUUUUUUUACACAUUUUGGCUGAUUUUAUUUGUAAUUUGUUAUUAUUUUAAGAUGAAUCAACUAUUCCAAUUAUAUUUUAUCCAUAAUACCUUACAUAGCUGCAAAAUACAAAGAACUGAACCUGGUUUAAAAUUGGUUCUUCUGGCUUUUACUUGAUUUGUGUUGUUUACUUUGUUCAAAUAUGUCUUUUUUUCCAUUUGCAGUUUCAUAUCAACACUAAGGAACACAAUGCUCAACUUAAAAAAGUUGUACUUGCUGUUUAAAAUCAUUUCAUUCUAACCUAACCUGUGUGAGCUAUGUUCCAAUAAUAUCAGCUGCAAUUGUUCUUCAGUGUGCUUUUGAGCUACUUUUACUUAUGACAUAGUAUCCUUGUGUGAAAAUUGUUUAAUAUUUCUGGGAUAAUAUCCAUUAAAACUUCCCAGGGUUCCCAGGCACUCUUAAAACAAAACUCUGGAAAAGUACUGAAUUUGAUUUUGAGGACAUGUCUCUGAUGUUAGUGGCAGAAACCCCAUUAUGCUGUAUAUCUUUAGUUAUUUAGAUUGGGUAAUAUGUUAGGAAUGAAAGGUUACCACAUCAUUUGAUAAAAAUAAAAAAAAAGAGGGCUGAAUUUAAACACAACCCAAAAAAUCUGAGAAUAAAUCAUGCUGCAGGCUGGGCCAUUUUGUUGAAAUUUCAUUGCAGCCACUCAAAAUGAUGCUCAGUAGUUUGUACAGUUUUGUACAGUAUUAGUAUGCAUGCCUGACAACAUUGGAGUGUGCCCUUAGUGAGAAGAAGGCUGGUGUGUUGGGUAACCCCGUCCUAGAUAUGGAUCAAGGCAUCACUGAGAUCACUGAAGUGUGACCUGGUGGUGUCACAUGGAGACAAUGUCCCAGAGAUGUUCAACUGGAUUUAGGUCAGGUUUGUCUGGGCUCCAGGUACUGCCUACAUGCUCUUGCUACAUAAGGCGUGGCAUUGUCGCACACCAGGUGUAACCCAGGAACCAAUGCAUGGUGGUCAUGGCGCUCUUGCUGAGCUAGUAGAGGUUUCUGUACCAUCAGUGGCUUUAUCUCGCCAGACCACCACUGACCAACCAAACCAGCUGUUCCUCCUUGCAUUAAUCAUUAGAUACUGGUCCUUCCGAUGGGUUGAGGACCUCCUACGUCGCUUUCCUCUCUAGACACUAGACUGACUGGCUGUGUCCUCCAUGCUUUUGUCUCUGUGCUGGGAGACACAACAAACCUUCUGUGCCAUCCUGGAUGAGUUGGACCACAAAUGCAACUUCUGCAGGGUCCAGGUAUCACCUCAUGCUACCAGUAGUGAAGUAACACUGUUUUCACUGUUUGGAGUCCUCUAAUUCUACACAUUGGACUCCAACUGUAAAAACUAUGUCCUUGUUCCUUCUUUAGUUUACUAAAGCAGCUAAAACUGAUAAAUAACUCCCUCUGCUGCUUAACUGACAAGGUUCCAUAUAGAGCUUUUCAGUUUCUAGGUCUAGAUAAAUUUAGAAAAAAAUUACAUGUAUUUCCAUUCUGAUUCCCUAUAGAAUUUCACUCUGUGGUUUUUACAGUUUACAUUUACAGCCUGACUUUUGCAGAAAAUUUCUCCAACGAGUUCAUUGUAAAAUUCGUUUUUUUAAUUUGUAUAUUAAAAAAUGUGUUGCAAAUCUCUGGAAGAGUAUGGAUUUUGACAUGAAAAGUGUGUAGAAGCUCUUGUUUAUGUAAAACCAGCUUUAUGUUUAAAGUUUUUCCUUGGCCAACAAAACUGAUACCAUUCUUGACCCCAAUACUGUCUGGAUACUACUGAGCAGUUAGAUGAAGGUGAUACUUACUCUGUGUUUUCCGGUUAGUUUCAAAUCAUUCUAGAUUUCCACUGCAGAAUAAAAAGUGACUGCUGGGAUGGGUUUUUUCUUUAUCUAUAAAAGACAUCAAAACAGGGGUCCCUGAAAAGACAGCAGGUCUCAGACUGAAACUAAACUUGAAGCGGAUGUUUCAUGUUUUAUUUUAUCCUAAUAUACCAGAAGAAGAGAGCUGUCUCUUAUCUAUUUACAGUGAGGACCUAAAUGUGAAACGACCUUUGUUAACCCCACCACUGACUGAAACUGCAGUCUUACAACUAACCUCUGUACUGUAAACAGCUGAUGUGUGUGUUGUUUGGAGCUGUGGUAUGUAUGAGUCGGAUUUGACUACUUUAUGUCACGUGUUUGCCUGUCUGCUGUUCAAGUAUUACUUAAUUGUGUAAAUUUUCUGUUCAUGUGUUUUCUUUUUAGGUUCUGUUUACUGUUACAGGAUGUACAUAAUGAACAUGUGCAAUGCACAAUAAUAAACAGUAAACAGAG
Girardinichthys multiradiatus is the source of this 11169-nucleotide messenger RNA. It is a transcript of the gene dnajc6, whose product is annotated as DnaJ (Hsp40) homolog, subfamily C, member 6. Lineage: Eukaryota; Metazoa; Chordata; Actinopteri; Cyprinodontiformes; Goodeidae. The transcript is spliced from 18 exons. Bases 399 to 3023 code for a protein of 874 amino acids. Gene Ontology annotation, cellular component: cytosol. Gene Ontology annotation, biological process: dephosphorylation. The record is from RefSeq and is a predicted model, not a curated record. Gene Ontology annotation, molecular function: phosphatidylinositol-3,4,5-trisphosphate 3-phosphatase activity.